GCCGCCCGGCCUGAGGGGGAGGGAGAGGGGUUGAGGCAAGAUGGCGGCUAAGGUGGCGAAGCUGCGGCGGCGGCCGGAGUGAGCGCCCAGCUCGCCGUGCCGAGCGAGGGGCCGGGCGGAGGGCCGCGCGCCGGGGGCCGCGCCCCGCUCGUCCGGCCGUGGGGCGCGCCGGCUCCCACACUCCGCCAGCUCCGGGUUGUUUCCUAGAAACAUGGUUGUUUGUUGGACUUGAUCUCACAGCCGAGUGAGGACGUCUUUACUGAUAAUGUCAAGUUCAGGAUACCCUCCCAACCAAGGAGCUUUCAGCACAGAGCAAAGUCGUUAUCCUUCACAUUCUGUCCAGUAUACUUUCCCCAGCACCAGGCACCAGCAGGAGUUUGCAGUCCCUGACUAUCGCUCUUCUCAUAUUGAAGUUAGUCAGGCAUCACAGCUUUUGCAGCAACAGCAGCAGCAGCUUCGAAGACGACCUUCCUUGCUUUCAGAAUUUCACCCAGGUUCUGACAGGCCUCAAGAAAGAAGAACUGGAUAUGAACAGUUUCACUCAGGUCCCUCUCCAGUGGAUCAUGAUUCCUUGGAGUCCAAGCGACCACGCUUGGAGCCAGUUUCUGAUGCCCAUUUCCAGCGUGUUAGUGCUGCGGUUUUACCGUUAGUUCACACGCUGCCAGAAGGGUUGAGGUCUUCUGCAGAUGCUAAGAAGGAUCCAGCAUUUGGAGGCAAACAUGAAGCUCCAUCCUCUCCACUGGCUGGGCAACCAUGUGGGGAUGAUCAAAACGCCUCACCUUCAAAGCUUUCAAAGGAAGAGUUAAUACAGAGUAUGGAUCGGGUAGAUCGAGAGAUUGCAAAAGUAGAGCAGCAGAUCCUUAAAUUGAAAAAGAAGCAACAACAGCUCGAAGAAGAAGCAGCUAAACCUCCUGAGCCAGAGAAGCCUGUGUCCCCUCCUCCUGUGGAACAGAAACACCGUAGUAUUGUCCAAAUUAUUUAUGAUGAGAAUCGGAAAAAAGCAGAAGAAGCUCAUAAAAUUUUUGAAGGUCUUGGCCCAAAAGUUGAACUGCCACUUUAUAACCAGCCAUCAGAUACCAAGGUGUACCAUGAGAACAUCAAGACAAACCAGGUGAUGAGGAAAAAACUCAUUUUAUUUUUUAAAAGAAGAAAUCAUGCAAGAAAACAAAGGGAACAAAAAAUCUGCCAGCGUUAUGAUCAGCUCAUGGAGGCAUGGGAGAAAAAAGUGGACAGAAUAGAAAAUAAUCCCCGGAGGAAAGCAAAAGAAAGCAAAACAAGGGAAUACUAUGAGAAGCAGUUUCCAGAAAUUCGAAAACAAAGAGAACAGCAAGAAAGAUUUCAACGAGUUGGUCAGAGGGGAGCUGGUCUUUCAGCCACCAUUGCUAGGAGUGAGCAUGAGAUUUCUGAAAUUAUUGAUGGUCUUUCUGAGCAGGAGAAUAAUGAGAAACAAAUGCGGCAGCUUUCUGUGAUUCCACCUAUGAUGUUUGAUGCAGAACAAAGAAGGGUCAAGUUCAUCAAUAUGAAUGGACUUAUGGAGGAUCCGAUGAAAGUUUAUAAAGAUAGACAGUUUAUGAAUGUUUGGACUGACCAUGAAAAGGAGAUCUUUAAGGACAAGUUUAUCCAGCAUCCAAAAAAUUUUGGACUAAUUGCAUCCUACUUGGAAAGGAAGAUUGCCCGUCCCUCACAAGAAGAAAAAGUAGAAGAAAAAGAAGAGGAUAAAGCAGAAAAAACAGAGAAAAAGGAAGAAGAAAAGAAGGAUGAUGAAGAAAAAGAAGAGAAGGAAGACUCAAAAGAAACUACCAAGGAAAAGGACAGAACGGAAGGCACAACAGAAGAAACGGAGGAAAGAGAGCAGGCCACGCCCAGGGGACGAAAGACGGCUAACAGCCAGGGGCGCCGGAAGGGCCGCAUCACUAGGUCGAUGACAAGUGAAGCUGCAGCUGCCAGUGCUGCUGCCUCAGCCACUGAGGAGCCCCCUCCAUCUUUACCACCGCCACCAGAGCCCAUUUCUACUGAGCCUGUAGAGACCUCACGAUGGACUGAAGAAGAAAUGGAAGUUGCUAAAAAAGGCCUAGUAGAACAUGGUCGUAACUGGGCAGCUAUUGCCAAAAUGGUGGGAACUAAAAGUGAAGCCCAGUGUAAAAACUUCUAUUUCAACUAUAAAAGGCGGCACAAUCUUGACAACCUCUUGCAGCAACACAAACAGAAAGCUUCACGAAAACCUCGUGAGGAACGAGAUGUGUCUCAAUGUGAAAGUGUUGCUUCUACUGUUUCUGCUCAGGAGGAUGAAGAUGUUGAAGCCUCCAAUGAAGAGGAAAAUCCAGAAGAUAGUGAAGGUGCUGAAAAUAGUUCUGAUACAGAAAGUGCUCCCUCUCCUUCACCAGUUGAAGCUGCCAAGCCCAGUGAAGACAGCAGUGAAAAUGCUGCUUCUCGAGGAAACACCGAACCUGUGGCUGAGCUUGAGGCCACCACUGACCCUGCACCCUGUGCAUCUCCCUCUUCAGCAGUUCCAAGCACAAAACCAGCUGAAAGUGAAAGUGUGGAGGUCCAGGCGACUGACAGUGCCAGUGUGGAGACAGCAGAGCCGAUGGAUGUAGACCGUGAGGAGUGCGGUACUGAAGCCAGUUCUGUUCUUGAUCCGCCAGCUGCUCCCAAAGCCGACUCUGUGGACGCAGAAGUGCGGGUGUCAGAAAACACUGCGUCUCAAGGUGAAGGAGAUGCCAAAGAAAGAGACUUGGAGAGCACCAGUGAGAAGACCGAGGCUAGAGAUGAAGACCUGGUGGUGGCUGAGCAGAUGAAUAUCCAGAGACCUGAGCCACAGUCAGACAACGACUCCAGUGCCACAUGCAGUGCUGAUGAGGAUGUGGAUGGGGAGCCUGAGAGGCAGAGAGUGUUUCCUAUGGAUGCAAAGCCUUCAUUGUUAAAUCCAACUGGAUCUAUACUAGUUUCAUCCCCUAUUAAACCCAAUCCACUGGAUCUGCCACAGCUUCAACAUCGAGCUGCUGUCAUCCCGCCAAUGGUUUCUUGCACCCCAUGUAAUAUACCAAUUGGACCCCCUGUGAGUGGCUAUGCUCUUUACCAGCGUCACAUUAAGGCCAUGCAUGAGUCAGCACUGCUGGAGGAACAGCGUCAGAGGCAAGAGCAGAUAGACUUGGAAUGUAGAAGCUCUACAAGUCCGUGUGGUACUUCUAAGAGUCCAAACAGGGAAUGGGAAGGAAAAUCAGUCGCCUAUAUGCCUUAUGCUGAGGUCAAACGUGCUCUAGAACAGGAAGCACAGAUGCACAGUACCGCAGCAAGGUCAGCCUCACCGUGUAGGCUCUCUCCAAGAGAAGUCAGUAAAGCCGCUUCACAGCCUGAUAUGAGUGCAGCCCGCUAUAGUGUCCCUCCAGUCCUCCAACCUGCUCCACAUCAAGUGAUAACUAAUCUUCCUGAAGGGGUUCGACUUCCAACAACGCGACCAACCAGACCACCACCUCCUCUCAUCCCAUCGUCUAAAACUACAGCAGCAUCAGAAAAACCAUCCUUUAUAAUGGGAGGGUCCAUCUCACAGGGAACUCCUGGCACUUACUUGACUUCUCAUAAUCAGGCUUAUACUCCAGAAGCAGCUAAGCCUUCAGUGGGAUCAAUCUCUCUUGGAUUGCCACGGCAGCAGGAAUCCACCAAGUCAGCUCCUUUGACCUACAUCAAGCAAGAAGAAUUUUCUCCACGAAGCCAAAACUCACAACCUGAGGGCUUAUUGGUCAGGGCACAGCAUGAAGGUGUGGUCAGAGGCACUGGAGGUGCUGUCCAAGAAGGAAGUAUAACUCGGGGAACUCCAGCCAGCAAAAUCUCAGUGGAGAGCAUUUCAUCGUUGCGGGGCUCUAUUACCCAGGGUACCCCAGCUCUGCCCCAGGCUGGUAUACCAACAGAGACUUUGGUGAAGGGGCCUGUUUCCAGGAUGCCUAUUGAAGAAAGCAGUCCUGAGAAGGUCAGAGAGGAAGCUGCAUCCAAAGGCCAUGUUAUUUAUGAAGGCAAAAGUGGACACAUCUUAUCAUAUGAUAAUAUUAAGAAUGCCCGAGAAGGUACUCGGAGUCCAAGAACAGCUCAUGAAAUCAGUUUAAAAAGAAGCUAUGAGUCAGUGGAAGGAAAUAUAAAGCAAGGGAUGUCAAUGAGGGAGUCUCCUGUAUCAGCACCAUUAGAGGGUCUGAUAUGCCGAGCAUUGCCCAGAGGGAGCCCUCAUUCUGACCUCAAAGAAAGGACUGUGCUCUCUGGUUCCAUAAUGCAGGGUACACCAAGAGCAACAACCGAUAGCUUUGAAGACGGCCUUAAAUAUCCCAAACAGAUUAAAAGGGAAAGCCCUCCUAUCCGAGCAUUUGAAGGCGCCAUUACCAAAGGAAAACCAUAUGAUGGUAUCACUACCAUCAAAGAAAUGGGGCGUUCUAUUCAUGAGAUUCCACGACAAGAUAUUCUAACUCAGGAAAGCCGAAAAACUCCAGAAGUGGUCCAGAGCACAAGGCCAAUAAUUGAGGGUUCCAUUUCCCAGGGCACGCCAAUAAAAUAUGACAACAACUCAGGUCAAUCAGCUAUCAAACAUAAUGUGAAGUCCUUAAUCACAGGGCCUAGCAAACUACCCCGUGGAAUGCUGGAAAUUGUACCAGAGAACAUAAAAGUAGUAGAACGGGGAAAAUAUGAGGAUGUGAAAGCCAGUGAGCCUGUGCGUCCCCGGCACACGUCAGUGGUGAGCUCUGGCCCCUCCGUUCUCAGGUCUACACUUCAUGAAGCUCCCAAAGCACAGCUGAGCCCAGGAAUCUAUGAUGACACCAGUGCUCGCAGGACCCCUGUGAGUUACCAAAGCACCAUAUCCAGAGGCUCACCCAUGAUGAGCAGAACUUCCGAUGUUUCUUCCAGCAAGUCUACCAGUCAUGAAAGGAAAUCGGCUCUGACCCCAACCCAGAGAGAAAGUAUACCAGCCAAGUCUCCGGUGCCUGGGGUGGAUCCUGUCUUGAGCCACAGCCCAUUUGAUCCCCAUCAUAGGAGUAGUGCUGCAGGAGAGGUUUAUCGGAGCCACCUUCCCACGCACUUGGAUCCAGCCAUGCCCUUUCACAGGGCUUUGGAUCCUGCAGCUGCUGCUUACCUGUUUCAGAGACAGCUUUCACCAACCCCAGGAUACCCAAGUCAGUACCAGCUUUAUGCAAUGGAGAACACCAGACAGACAAUCCUAAAUGAUUACAUUACCUCACAGCAGAUGCAGGUGAAUUUGCGCCCUGAUGUUGCCCGGGGACUGUCCCCACGAGAGCAGCCACUGGGUCUCCCUUAUCCAGCUACGAGAGGAAUCAUUGAUCUGACAAAUAUGCCUCCAACAAUUCUAGUGCCUCAUGCAGGAGGAGCGAGCACUCCUCCCAUGGACAGAAUCACCUACAUCCCUGGCACGCAGAUUACUUUCCCUCCUAGGCCAUACAAUGCUGCGUCUUUGUCUCCAGGACACCCAACACAUCUUACAGCAGCCGCAAGUGCUGACAGGGAUCGAGAGCGGGAAAGAGAGAAGGAGCGGGAACGAGAACGAGAACGUGAGCGUGAGCGUGAGCGGGAACGGGAACGAGAACGUGAGCGUGAACGUGAACGUGAACGUGAACGUGAGAGGCUCUCUGCUGCUUCUGCUGAUCUCUACCUACGACCAGGCUCAGAACAGCCUGGCCGACCUGGCAGCCACGGAUAUGUUCGUUCCCCUUCCCCUUCAGUAAGAACUCAGGAGACCAUGUUGCAACAGAGACCCAGUGUUUUCCAAGGAACCAAUGGAACCAGUGUAAUCACACCUUUGGAUCCAACUGCUCAGCUACGAAUCAUGCCACUGCCUGCUGGGGGCCCUUCAAUAAGCCAAGGCCUGCCAGCGUCCCGUUACAACACUGCUGCGGAUGCCCUUGCUGCUCUUGUGGAUGCUGCAGCUUCUGCACCCCAGAUGGAUGUUUCCAAAACAAAAGAGAGUAAGCAUGAAGCUGCCAGGUUAGAAGAAAAUUUGAGAAGCAGGUCAGCAGCAGUUAGUGAACAGCAGCAGCUAGAGCAGAAAAACCUGGAGGUGGAGAAGAGAUCUGUUCAGUGUGUGUGCACUUCUUCAGCCCUUCCGAGUGGCAAGCCCCAGCCUCAUGCCUCAGUAGUGUUUUCUGAGGCUGGGAAAGAUAAAGGGCCUCCUCCAAAAUCCAGAUAUGAGGAAGAGCUAAGGACCCGAGGGAAGACUACCAUUACUGCAGCUAACUUCAUAGACGUGAUCAUCACCCGGCAAAUUGCCUCGGACAAGGAUGCGAGGGAACGUGGCUCUCAAAGUUCAGACUCUUCUAGUAGCUUGUCUUCUCACAGGUAUGAAGCACCUAGUGAUGCUAUUGAGGUGAUAAGUCCUGCCAGCUCCCCUGCACCACCCCAGGACAAGCCACAGGCCUAUCAGCCAGACAUGGCUAAGGGAAAUCAAGUAGAAAAUGAGCCCACUCGGCAGUAUGAAGGACCACUGCAUCACUAUCGGUCCCAGCAGGAAUCACCAUCCCCACAGCAGCAGCCACCACCACCUCCGUCCUCCCAGGCAGAAGGAAUGGGUCAGGUGCCCAGGACCCAUCGACUGAUUACACUUGCUGACCACAUCUGUCAAAUUAUCACACAGGAUUUUGCUAGAAAUCAAGUUUCCUCACAGUCUCCUACUUCAACAUUCCAAACGUCACCAUCUGCGUUGGCGUCCACACCUGUGAGAACUAAACCAUCAAGUCGCUACAGCCCAGAGUCUCAGGCUCAGACUGUGCUGCAUCCAAGACCAGGCUCUAGAGUUUCUCCAGAAAACCUUGUGGAUAAGCCCCGGGGAAGCAGGCCUGGAAAGUCUCCAGAGAGGAGUCAUAUCUCAUCAGAGCCCUAUGAGCCCAUCUCCCCACCCCAAGUUCCUGCUGUGCAUGAGAAGCAGGACAGCAUGCUGCUCUUGUCGCAGAGGGGAGUGGAGCCUACAGAGCAGAGGAAUGAUUCUCGAUCACCAGGAAGUAUAAGCUACUUGCCUUCCUUCUUCACCAAGCUCGAAAGCACAUCACCCAUGGUUAAAUCAAAGAAGCAGGAAAUUUUUCGUAAGUUGAACUCCUCUGGUGGAGGUGACUCUGAUAUGGCAGCUGCGCAGCCAGGAACUGAGAUCUUCAAUCUGCCAGCAGUUACAACAUCAGGUGCAGUUAGCUCAAGAAGCCAUUCUUUUGCCGAUCCUGCCAGUAAUCUUGGUCUAGAAGACAUCAUCAGAAAGGCUCUCAUGGGAAGUUUUGAUGAUAAAGUAGAAGACCAUGGUGUGGUCAUGCCCCAGCCUGUGGGAGUUGUGUCUGGUAGUGCCAGCACCUCAGUUGUGACCAGCAGUGAGACACGGAGAGAUGAAGGGGACCCAUCACCUCAUUCAGGAGUAUGCAAACCAAAACUGAUCAACAAAUCAAAUAGCCGGAAGUCUAAAUCUCCUAUUCCUGGGCAAAGCUACUUAGGAACUGAGCGGCCUUCUUCAGUCUCCUCUGUACAUUCAGAAGGUGAUUACCACAGGCAGACACCAGGAUGGGCCUGGGAAGACAGGCCCUCUUCAACAGGUUCUACUCAGUUCCCCUACAAUCCUCUGACCCUGCGGAUGCUCAGCAGCACACCCCCAACACCAAUUGCGUGUGCCCCGUCUGCCAUCAACCAAGCAGCUCCUCAUCAACAGAACCGCAUCUGGGAGCGGGAACCUGCCCCGCUGCUCUCAGCGCAAUAUGAGACACUGUCUGACAGUGACGACUGACCUGUGCAUAGGAAGAAACUCUGGCUCUGAUUUUAAUUGCAGAUUAAAAAAAUUCUGCCCUCCUAUGAUUUGUGCCCAGAGACUUCUCAGGAGAGCCAGGGCCACAGAUGAAGAAGAAAUGAUGGAAGUUCAUUUGGAAAAUCAAAUGGGAAAAAAACAAAUCUACCCUGCCUCUAAUACAGGCAAUUCAAUGGAUUAUAACAGGGGAGGGUUAAGUGUAGAGUUUUUUUUUUAAAGUGGACAAUUCCUGUUUGUAAAGGAAACCAUGAUGUCUUUAAAUCACUCUUCUGUAAAUAGAACCUUUUUGCAGUGUAUCCCCUUUGCUGUAGUAUCUGGUGUACUUAAAUUUAAAUCAGCACAUCAACAUUGGGGGUAAUUUUUUAAAUUCUUUGUCUAUCUUUUUAACCCCAGCCUUCUAAACAACCUCACACAGCACAGUUAUACAGUACUGGCUGUCAUGGGCAUUGUAUUUCGUUUCCUCUAAAUUCAACUUUCCCCGGUAAAUCUUGUGAAAAUGUUUAGGUUUUUACCACAUACCCUGUCAUAAAAGCUGAAUGAGGUCACAGGGCAGGAGCGCAGAGCGUCAUUGUGAGUUUCCAGUGCAGGCUUUGCUGUCAUUAGUAGCACUGAAAACAAACCUACUGCAUGGGUAUGUUAGAGUUCAGUUUUAAAGUUUAAAGGCUUGAGGCAUACCUCAAUGUUUAUGCACACUGGUAAUUUAACCAUGCCCCUAAGUAUUCUGCAUUUGAUGCAGCCCAACAAAGCUUUUGUUCUGAAAUAAAUUUGACUAUCCUGUCCAUAGCUACAGUACAUCAUUUGUGACUUCAGAAUCUUCGUGUCUCAGGUUUCAAACAAGAAACUUUUCUUUGAUACAUAUCUGGCUGAGUUAAAAAGAUAAUCUGUACAGAACCUUGGUCUUCCAGGCUUGUUUUAUGCUGCAUCCUGAACUAACCAAUGAACACAAGUCCUUUCCUAUCUGCAUCAGCGCCUACUCUGCUUCUACAGAACACGAGUAAAGUGUUUUCAAGGUGCAAGUAAUUUAAAGACUUAAUUUUUAAAUUAUGGUACUGGAGGAUCACGUUUUUAUUAAAAAUUACUUGGUGUGUUUUUAGAUUUGUUUUCACACAGCUUUAUCAUGGUGUUCAUGCUUCUUCCACUGCAUACAGACACUUAGUGGUUUGGGGAUAAUGCCACUGAGAAUUGACAGGAGAAAGUCUCGAGAACCACUGCCUGAGCUCCGCUUAGCAUCUGGACCACUGGUUUCUAAUCCCCACCCCCCUUUGUUUUUAUAGAUGGAGACACAGGCUCAAAUUUGCCCAUAUAACUUAGCAAGUAAUAAAGACAGACAUUUGAGAUCUUAAACUUUAGCCAUGCAUGGUAGCGUACACCUUUAAUCUCAGCACUUGGGAAGCAGAAGCAGGCAAAUCACUAAAAGUAUAAGGCUAGCCUGGAUUACAAGGUGAGUUCUGGGCCAGCCAAAGCUACAAUGAGACAGAAUUCUUAUCACCUGUAAAGUCUGCAAGUGUCCAAAGUAUACCUUUACAAUAGUCAUGAACAUAACAAAGACUAAAGUUUGAUUAAAGCCCCCCCCCCCACCAAAGUUCCAGUAAUAGCCUAGAACUUAGUAAGUCAUAAAUGAUGAGGACUGACCCGUUCUAGGUUGGGUUCAGUUUAGGAUACAUCAGCCUAGAAGACGGUCCCAUGCGCACCACAAUACAACAUGACAUCCAGUAUAAUUUCCUAGUUCAAAACAACUAGAACAGAAUCCUCAGAGUUUACCUAGAGAGGGGGAGGUAUGCCUUACUGUGAGACUAAGGGAGGAAGCAGGCACUGAGACUUAGGAAAUCAGCCACAAUUCAAAGUGUAGCAUAGCAUUUUUUGUGGGCCAACACUAUAUAACACAUGCACAUACAACUAAA
Microtus ochrogaster (prairie vole) is the source of this 9669-nucleotide messenger RNA. It is a transcript of the gene Ncor1, whose product is annotated as nuclear receptor corepressor 1. Bases 266 to 7750 code for a protein of 2494 amino acids. Gene Ontology annotation, molecular function: nuclear thyroid hormone receptor binding; transcription corepressor activity. The record is from RefSeq and is a predicted model, not a curated record. Gene Ontology annotation, cellular component: chromatin. The transcript is spliced from 46 exons. Gene Ontology annotation, biological process: negative regulation of transcription by RNA polymerase II. Lineage: Eukaryota; Metazoa; Chordata; Mammalia; Rodentia; Cricetidae.